Molecule: messenger RNA, 712 nt
Organism: Phanerochaete carnosa HHB-10118-sp
Lineage: Eukaryota; Fungi; Basidiomycota; Agaricomycetes; Polyporales; Phanerochaetaceae
Exons: 4
Coding region: 1-408 (135 amino acids)
Biological process (GO): proton transmembrane transport
Cellular component (GO): vacuolar proton-transporting V-type ATPase complex
Molecular function (GO): proton-transporting ATPase activity, rotational mechanism
Source: RefSeq, a predicted model, not a curated record
AUGGCUCCUCGGCGGAGUUUCAAUCGAAGCUACAUUGGUACAGCGACCAUGGCUGCACAACAAUCUCAGAGCAUCCAGACGCUACUAGAAGCGGAGAAGGAGGCGGCCAAGGUCGUGCAGCAGGCGCGCGAUUACAGAGUCAAGAAGCUCAAGGACGCGCGGACACAGGCGCAGAAGGAGAUCGACGAGUACCGCAAGUUUAAGGAGGACGAAUUCAAGGCCUUCGAGGCUUCGCACGCAGGCAACACGCAGCACGUCCAGGCCGCCGUCGACGAAGAGACCGAGGUCAAGAAGGGCGAGAUCGCUGAGCAGUACGCACAGAACAAGGAUGCCGUGGUCAAGAAGCUGCUCGACCGCGUCACGCUCAUUACGCCUGAGCUGCAUCGGAACCUCACCAAGGUGGAAUAGAUACGUUAUUGGCACUUUCCGCUAUACACACGCGGUAGGCAGUGCGUGACAUAUCCGCAAGCUUAAUAUCUCGGGCCAGGAACACGGACUUAAUACCAAUCUGUACCAUUACGCGUCUCGCGGGCUGCCGAUCCAUUUCGAGGACAAGGCACACUGCCCACGGCAAUAUGGCCGUUGUCAUUGCGACGGCCUCUGGCAUCUCCAGCCCACAUUGCGUAAGGUGACUCUUCCCCGGCCGGGCAGCCAACUUCCGGAGACGCAACCAUCUACGUAAGCACCCGCGGCCUCCGGAGCCGACGGUUCC